Melanaphis sacchari is the source of this 990-nucleotide messenger RNA. Its product is annotated as radial spoke head 1 homolog. The record is from RefSeq and is a predicted model, not a curated record. The coding region runs from base 1 to 990 and encodes 329 amino acids. The transcript has 5 exons. Lineage: Eukaryota; Metazoa; Arthropoda; Insecta; Hemiptera; Aphididae.
AUGAAUAAAGGAGAUUAUUCUGACGUUGAAGAGGAACAUGAUUUUACACAUGAAUAUACUCCAGAAGAUGAAUAUGGCGACGAAAGCGAUUUUGCGCACGAUGCACUAUCUGUAAUAGGGGCAUAUAAAGGGCAACGUAAUAGCAACAAUGAGCGACACGGGUUCGGCAAAGCUAUCUUACCAAACGGCGAUGCCUAUGUAGGAACAUAUAAAAAUGGGCAUAGGCACGGCCGCGGACAGUACAGAUUUAAAAACGGCGCCAUUUACCAGGGUUGUUACAGAGAAGGGCUGAGGAACGGAAAAGGAAUAAUGCGUUAUUCAGACAAGAGCAAAUAUGAAGGUCAUUGGAUAAAUAAUAAAAAAGACGGCACAGGUGUUUUCAAAUUUAAAAACAAAGACAAGUUUUCGGGAUCAUGGAAGUCUGAUAUGAAACAUGGAUUGGGAACUUACACGUUUUGCAAAACUGGUGCCAUUUUGAAGGGAAUGUGGUUGAACGAUAAAAAAGUUAAAAACUUUCAAGUUUUCUAUCCGGCUAGUAACGGUACUGGAUUCACAUUUUAUGGCACGUGGGAUGACAACGAGAUGGUUUCCGGAAAAGGGUAUUAUGUGUUUGAACAUUUGGCGUGCAUGCAAAGUGGUACUUACGUGGAAAACCUAUUCUACGAAAACGCGAAAUCCGCUGAAUUACAAAAUAAAAUCUGCAAGUCUAUGUGGUUGUCAAACGAAAUACUACCGAUUAUCGGUGGAAUGUUACCGUGUCUGCCAAAAACACAGUCUGUGGCCAGAGUGAAAUCUUCAUGUGACAUGAGUUUCCUGAUUUCCGAUAAAGUAUCUGCGCUGGACGUCCCGUCGCUAACGAUGAGUCGUGUGGAAAUAUACGAGCAUAAAGACGAUCUAUGGGCUGAAAUGGAAGAUCUAGAAACUGAGUCAAAAUUCAACCUGCAAGAAACCGUUGCAAAUUCGUUGAAUAAUCACGAAAAAGAUGUUUGA